AUGAAAGACGGGGUUCGUUUUUUUUUGUUCAUCUGAUUCAAAUAGUCAUGUCAAUGACUUUUCCAGGAAGAGGUAACUCCCGACUUCUUCCUCGUACGCAAACACCGGGAUAUGGUCACGGAAGACGAGGAGAGGCGGAUCGGAAUGCUCGCAUUCCUACUGUCUUUUGACCAAACGACAGCUAGACCCUCGUCCGGUCUCAAUGUGGCCAGAGCAGCAAGGAAGCUAUCAAGAAUCUCAGGCGAGACGCUUUUCAGCGUGGUGUGAGUUUUCAAUCGUCAUUUCUUAGAACUUGGACUUUUACGGACAUUUUUCAUUCUUGAUUUCAAGACUAGAGUAGAGAAGUCCCGACUAAAAUAACUGUUUUAGACUCGAUCCAUUUUCAGGAAAGACGUGAGCAAUGCCAGAUAAUGCCUGCUGAAUGCCCGACUCUUCCAUGA
Molecule: messenger RNA, 440 nt
Organism: Caenorhabditis auriculariae
Lineage: Eukaryota; Metazoa; Nematoda; Chromadorea; Rhabditida; Rhabditidae
Source: the annotation of a GenBank genome assembly